AUGGCGAUGCUCGAUGAUGACGCAGACGCGCGAACGCGGAUGGACGGACGGGUGGACGGAUGGACGGGUGGGCUCGAAGUCGAAGUUGACGCUGACGGGACGGAAGAAUCGAAUCGAAUCGUUGACUUCGCACGCCCAACUUUCCUCGCACUCGCCCAGGCUUUCGCCGUUGCCCUCAUUCUCUCCUCUCCUUUCAACCGCGACUCUACCCACUGCUGCUUUACCCAGUCUAUCCAGUCCCGGUGCGCACCCAACCGGCACUCUGCCGCCGUCCGCUGCGCUACCGACGGCCAGCUCACCCUUCCUCACAGCCCAACAAUCCCCCUGACGAGGCGCCAGUCAAGGGCGUCGUUGCAGAUGCUGAACCACCCUUCGUUGGCGGUGUCCUCUGCCGCUCUUACCUCCUCCGCCCUUUCGUCUACCCUUACCUCCUCCCUUUCCUCGGCUACUCACGGCUCGUUGGCCUCUGCCCAUACAGCGCCAGGACCAGGAGAGAUCCCUGAGAGCAUGGAAGUCGUCGUAAAGGCGUUGUCGAGGAAGGGGUCGACACUGCAUACGCCCUCGACGCUGCAUACGCCGUCUACCAGUAUUUCGAGUACGAGUGCGGGAAGCGCGACUGGGGCUGGCAGUGUGUCAGGAGGAGGAACAGGCGGAAGACAGCGUAACGCGGUGUACAUCGACUCUGAGGAGGUUAGGGAGAGGUUGGAUGAGCUGCUUUCGUUGAGCUUGGCUGCUGCGCGGGAUGUGGAACACGUCGAGGAGACUGCUGAGGAUGCCGGAGAGGUUGUAAAUGCCGAGAGCAGUGGCAGUGUGGAGGACGCGACAAUGGAAGAUGCUGAAACUGUGGAAGGCCCAGCGCCAGCAGACCCUCUUCCUACCCUCGAGGCGAAACCCAAACCCAAACCCGAGCCUCCCUCCGCCGCUGUAGAACCCAUCAUCGACAUACACCCCUCCUCUUCCUUACUCCAACCACCACCUUCCACGACAUCCUCGAUCUUCCCUUCUUCUCCUUCCCUCUCCAUGCCUCAUGGACGACACCCUCCGUACUACUCCACGCCAUACUACAGUACGCCGUAUGCGUCGUCUUCGCAGGUCUACCUGGGGAACACACUCGAACCCGGGCAUACAGGGCCUGGGUAUGCGUCGGGCCCUGGGUAUGCGUUGGGCCACGUGCCGAAGCAGGACUCGAACGGGUCAAGCAGCGGCUCUUCAGGGUACUUCGCUGUGCAACAACGUACCCAUACCCUUGAGAAGAGGGUGGGGAUGCCACCGCAUCGGGGGGAGCGCGAGAAGCCCAUCAGACCACCGCCUGCGCCCCCGCUCGACCUUUCGCUCGAGAUCGCAGAUGGAGUGGAGGUGGUGUUGCCCGGCGAGCCGAACGUGGAAGAGAGCAUGGUCUUUGCGCGCAGCCCGGUCCUGGCGGAGUUCCGAGAGGAGGAUUAUGGACAUGGACGGGGGUUUGGGUAUGAUAGCGAGGAGGAGGGGUAUGGGUGUGGGUAUGGGUGUGGUGGUCGGUUGGAUGGAGAGGAUGAGGAGUUCGCCGGAGGGUUCGAUGGAGAGGACGGAGAGGCAGAGGAUGGAGAGGGGUAUGGAGAGGAGGAGGAGGAGGAGGAGGAAGAGGAAGACGAGAGAGCAGCCUAUGCUGUGGAGCUGGGCGUCGAGGACCGGAUGGUGUUUGACGGACGCGAGGCCGGAGCUGGGGCUGCAGUCUCGCGAGGACUCAGUGCGACAGCGGCAGGUGCAGGUGCGGCAGGUGCGGGAGGAGGGCGACACAAAGAGGAAGAGGGCACAAAGGCAGGAGCGGUGGCGGGGCCGGGUGUGAGGAGGAAGAGGAGGACGAGUCGGCGGAUGAGCGUGCUUGGCGGAGGGAGGAGUCUGGGUGGUGGAAGCGGAAGAGGCAAGGGCCCGUACGGACGGUACGCAAGUGGUGGUGGUAGUGGUGUGGGCAUUGGGAUUGGGGGUACGAUGUCCAGCGCUGCGGCUGGCCAACCUCAACCUCAACUGACCGACGACGGGCUGGCACCUCCAGACCCGAACCAGUCAAGAUGGAGCCUCGCCUCGUCUACCUUGGACGUCCCGCCGUCUACCUCCCUUCCUGUUCCUGUUCCUGCGUCGAACAUCCACAUCCUUUCGUCGCUUUCGCUUUCGCUCGCUGUGGGUGGUACGCCGAAGAAUGACAGGAAGGAUAAGGACAGGUCGGUCAAGGAGAAGGAGAAGGAGAAGGAGAAGGAGAAGGCAGGCAAGGAUAAAACCCCAACGCCUAAAGAGAAGAAGGAGAGGAAGGAGAAAAAGGGCCAGAGGAGGAGCUUCGUCCCUUUUGUUUCAGGUUCCCCGUCCGCCAACGCAUCGGCCAACGCCUCGGCCACAACCUCGGCGAAGGCAACGCCUAGUGGGAGCGCCAACGCGACUGAGGAGCACCUCCUGCUCUUGUCGCCUAUCUCGUCGGCACACUUCCCUGUGUCGCCCAACACACCCGACACCCCGUCGUCUCCUACCGACAAGGACACCCCGAAUGGAGGCAAAGGAGGCAAAGAGGGACAAGGAGCGAAUGGAACACUAGGAGCGAAUGGAGGAGGGAAAGAGAAGAAACGCUCCCGCCUCGCGUCGUUCAUCUCCCGCCUGUCGGGUGUGGGGAGCGGGGGGAGCGUGUCGUCUCCCUCCGUAUCGUCUCCUGCGCUAGGGGUGGGGUUCGUGUUUACGCCUCCCAACACCAACGCCAGUGGGUUUGCGAGUAGUGGCCCGUUGAGCCCUCCAUUGCCGAGUGUGACUUCGUCUGCGGGGUUCCAUUUUGGAUCCUCUGAGGAAAGUGGGAGCGGGCAUGGUGGAUUACUGCCGUCGCCUGUGAUCGUCUCGACGGCGGCGACGGCGAAGAGCGAGGCGAAGAGCGAGGUGAAGAACGAGGGUAAGGCGAGCCCGCCUUUGCCGCCUUUGCCUGCACCAUCGCCCUCGCCGCCCUCGCCUCCUGUUACCACUGCACCACCAUCGCCUCCUUCAGCUGCCGCUGCUACCCCGGCUCCAGCUCCAUCGCCAGCCCCAGCAUCUCCGGCAGUCGUAACAUCGUCAACGAAAGCGAAGCCCCAUGGCCUGAACCUCAAGCUCAAGAUCGCAGGGUCCGUACGGGGGUCUUGGGAGCCCCAAACUCAAUCCGUUACUACCACCACCCAACCUCCUUCAACGACAACGGCAUCGGCCACGUACGGAACGUCGAAGAGUGUACCAAGCUCGCCACUCGCGUCGAAGCCUGCGCCUCUCCUUCCUCUCCCUAUGUCCAUGUCCUCGUUGGGCUUUAGCUCGGGUGGGAUUGGAGGUGUGGGAGCGGCGGGCCUACCCCCACUCCCACCUAUCCCGGGUACACCAGCCGCGCUGGACAAGUCGUUCUCUGAGCCUCUCCUCGGUGUUGGUGCCGAUGGGCCAACGAAGUCGGUGCCACCCACGACUAACACAGGGAUGGGUGCAGGAGUGAGGCAGCGAGCCAACUCGGCAGCUGAUUUGCUCGUCCUUCGCUCAACGGCCAGCGCUAGAGACAGCGGGGCGGGGAAGAGGGAUAGUGUAGGUCUUGCAGCUGCUACGAUGAGCCAUGGGCACCGAGAUCGAGUGCCCCAUCCCGUCUCCGCUGCUGCCAUCACUGCCACUUAUACCGUUGCAGGUAGCCCGUGGACGGCGCGCAGGCCUGCGCUGGUGAAGAGCGCGAGUGCGUCGGUUCUGCGUCAUCAGCACCCUCACCCACCGCCGCCGCCGUCUCUUGCCCUCGCUUCGAGCAAUAGUGCCAAGGCGGAGGAAAGCGUCCCGCCGACACCGUCUUCCGUGGCGAGCACGGAUGAUUAUGGCGAGGAGCGCGUGCCUGGUGUGAGGGGGAAGAGGUUCGAGGUGUAUGGAGAGGAACAAGAGGAAGAGGAGAUCGAGGGGCUGGAGGAGGCGUUGGAGGGUGCUGGUGUUAGUGUUGGUGUGGAGAGGAGGGUGGAGGAGAGAAGGGCGAAGGUGCGGGAGUACCAGAAGGAACAGAUAGGUCAGUCAAACUUGCAGCACCGGCAGAGCCGUGAACACCUCCAACAACACCAUGGCCAACACCACGGUCAACAACAUCUCCAGCACUACCAGAGCCGCGAGUCCCUCCUCCGGCACCAUCCUAGCCAUGAACGGCUCCGGCACCAAGCAAGCCACGACCGCCUCCUCCUCCGGCACAACAACCCCAGCCAGCAGGAACUGGCGCUCGCGCAUAUGCUCCGCGCACGCGAGCAGCAGCAGUUACAACUCCAUCUCUCGUCGACGUCGCCCGGAUCGCCCUCGACUACAAGCCUCUCCCAAAGCCUCUCACAACAAAGCCUCUCACAAAGUCUCUCCGCCUCCGUCUCCCGAAGUGUAGCCAGCCCAACCUCCUCAGGUCCGAGCCCAAGCCCGAGCCCGUACUACGGCAGCAUAGGCUACGGCCCCCCGCGCACGUCCAGCCGCAGUGCCACCGCCCCAAGCGUGAGCAGUGCCGCUCUGAGUGUGAGCAGCGCCACUGGAAGCGCGAAGGGCUUGAGCUCGGGCAAGGAGGCUGCGAGAGUGGAGGGGAUGUUGAUGGCGCUCGGCCCGGUUCUGGGCCCGCAGGCGAAGGAAGUGGCGGAGAUGAAGAAGAGGGAGAUGAAGGAGCAAAAAGAGGUGGAGAAGGCGGAGAGAGGGGUCAGUAAGGAGCAGAGGCAGAGGUUGCGGAGCAUGACGAGCUUGGGCAACAUGUCGUCCACGACGUCGGGCUCGGGCGUUGGCAGUGGGGGCAGGAGCAGUGGUUUCAGGGGAUUGGUGGAGAGGAUCGGAGGGAGGGGCAGGGCGCAUGCCGCUAGCGUUGGUGCGAGCGGUGCGAGCGUACCGUUCAGUCCUCUGUCACCGUCGUACCCGCACCACCACCCACAGACGCUAACGUCAAGCAGCUACCAGCAACAGCUCCAUCGUAUGCCAUCCACACCCAUCCUCGAGCACUACCGCACGUCGUCCUCACCCAGCCCGACGCACUCGCCUUCAACUUCGUCGUUCGGCGAGCUGAGAGAGAUGACGAGGGCCCCGAAUGGGAGCCUGUAUGUUGAUUUUAAGAAGGCGAGCGUUGCUGAGACGGUCUGCCGCCUUCAGGCUCAGGUGUACAUCAAAGGCGCGGGCAGCGUCACGCUCUCGUGGUACACCAAGAAGAAGCCGCUAUAG
Cyclocybe aegerita is the source of this 5172-nucleotide messenger RNA. The record is from the annotation of a GenBank genome assembly. Lineage: Eukaryota; Fungi; Basidiomycota; Agaricomycetes; Agaricales; Hemipholiotaceae.